Messenger RNA from Letharia columbiana, 540 nucleotides. RefSeq lists its product as uncharacterized. Lineage: Eukaryota; Fungi; Ascomycota; Lecanoromycetes; Lecanorales; Parmeliaceae. The record is from RefSeq and is a predicted model, not a curated record. The coding region runs from base 1 to 540 and encodes 179 amino acids. Gene Ontology annotation, molecular function: zinc ion binding; carbonate dehydratase activity. The transcript has a single exon.
AUGCCUGAAGAAGAACCCGAAGACAGUCGAGUCGCCAAUUUCCUCUCACGGAACGCAACAUUCGCCGAAACUUACAAACCUGCUCCCCUUUUCACCAAGCUCCUUGCCAACCCCCCAGUCCACCCUCGCAUCACCAUCAUCUCAUGCUUCGAUGGGCGUGUCGAUCCACGUAAAUUCUUUGGCUUGCAGCCUGGAGACGCCGUUCUCAUCAGCAACGCCGGUGGCCGCGUGAAUGCGGAUGCUUUGCGAAGCAUCAUCAUUCUGGAUGAUCUUCUAGUCGUGGGGACUGUGAUUGUGGUGCAUCAUACUGAUUGUGGCUUGGUCCAUACUAGUGACGAGUCAAUUAGAGCGAGGUUGAAGGGGAGGGCGCCGGAGAAGGCACAAGAGAUUGAAGGCAUGGAAUUCGAGUUAUUCAAAGACGUGCAUCAGAGUGUGAGGCAUGAUAUGGGCAUUGUUAAAGUCUCUCCGUUUCUAGAUGUUCAAGUCUUUGGGUACAUCUACGACGUCACGCAUGGUACCGUUGAGGAGGUUAAGAUUUGA